AUGAGGAAGCAAGUGUCCUUUGACAGGGUCGGGAAGGCUAUCAAGUCCAACAAGAACAUCAAGAAUGCUCACCAUGACUUGCUGAUUCCUGUGAAGCGAAUUGAAACAGGAGAUCUAGAGUAUAUAGCCGCACAGUGCCGUUACGGAAAUCCCAAAACUGCAACGGAGUUGACUAAAACAUGCCAGAACAAAGCGUGGAAACCCAGGACCAGUGACCCGAGCUCGGAGGUUCCUGACACGAAUGUACUGUUGCAAAUUUGUUCCACAAGUGAAGGGAUGCAGAAGUUCCAGAAAACUACACCCUGGGCAAAGCGGCAAGAGGAGAAGAGAUAUUCACUGAUGAGCUGUAAAGCUAUCAUUGCGCAGCUUCACAUGCUCCGCAUCUUGUGA
Molecule: messenger RNA, 390 nt
Organism: Cladocopium goreaui
Lineage: Eukaryota; Dinophyceae; Suessiales; Symbiodiniaceae
Source: the annotation of a GenBank genome assembly